This is a messenger RNA of Astrephomene gubernaculifera, 1303 nucleotides long. The record is from the annotation of a GenBank genome assembly. NCBI's taxonomy places the organism in Eukaryota, Viridiplantae, Chlorophyta, Chlorophyceae, Chlamydomonadales, Astrephomenaceae.
AGCUCAUUCUUCAAUGACACUGUAGUUUACUUAAAUUGCAUGAUAGCAACAAUGCUUGCUUUGCAGCCAGCUGCUCCUACCGUUAGCAAAAUGACGGCCCCGGUGCACAGCGCAAAUUGUGGCAUGGGCAGCCUCGUAUUUGAUUGCGAGGUUGAGGAGCGCCUAUCAACUGCAGCAGUGCCACCUGCUGUCUCAGCAGCACCUCUUCGCAGCAGUAAAGAAAAACUUAACCAGGACAGAGAACGGCUGGUGAACCUCAGCCUGCCUACGAGCACGUAUGCUUGGAAGCUGCUACGCGAUGUACGGUACUUUCUCAAGGAGGAACGCGACACGGACGCCAUUUUGCUGGCGACAAAGCUAUCCGCAGUUGGCUACAAUGUGGUCGUACGAACAGCCCUUGGCGGCGGCCCUGCGUGCUUCAGGAACCUCCGACACGAGUUUCUAACGGUUCGCGGCCAAGGCGACUUUGAGGGCACCGAAUUCAUAGUGGAGCCGCAGUUCCGAGAGCACUUCAGCAUUCCGCACCCCACGGAGGAAUACAGCGAGCUGCUGAGUGCUGCGCCGGAUGUGUACGUGGGCGCGAGCGCUCGGCUGGUGCCCAUCGUCCAGACGCUGUGUGCACUCAUGGCGGAGUCCUUUGAGGCCCGCGGGCUGACGCUGCCGCCCUGGCGCCGCACGCAGUCCAUGCUAAGCAAGUGGCUGCCCAACCGCGUGCGGGACACCUGCUUCGCCCGCGCCAGCGCACCGGCAGGCACGGUGAACGGCAGCGGCGGCAGCGAUGACACCGACCCAAAUCAGAUGAUCCAGCCCUCCUGCUCCUCAUCCUCCUCGGUUCUUUCGCUGCGGCAACAGCAGCACCAGCAGCAGCAACAACGGCAACAGCAACAACAGUUGCCGGUGGCCACAGCGGCGGCGGCGGUAACCCCCGCCGCCGCCAACUGCGGUGUAGUGGAUGUGCCCUUCAUGGUUUCGGAGACCACCUUCACGUUCCUGCGUCUCAGUGAUCCCCUGCAGUCACCCUCUACCCCCAAAGCCCCAUGCCAUCACUGCCCCAGCCAGCAACCCCAACAACAACCGCAGCAGGACCUUCAACAAUACCAGCAACAACCACCCUGCUGCCAGUGCCGCCCUGCUGGCCCAACAGCGGGGAAGCUGCAUGCGGGCUGCAGCAGCAGCAGGUGCGGGACCGGCAGCAGCAGGUGCAGGUAGAGGAGGCGGACUUCCCUACCCGGCAUUGGGCCUUAGCAGUCGAGGGAACAGCGGUCUGCUAGCGGCGCGGCUGCAGCAGCAGCAGCAGCAGGGA